GUUUUAAGGUGAAAUGCCCCGCCAUCGGCUACCUAAUACCUAGAUGGGUACUGAACUGAAGACCUUUUGAGAUUUACCCCACGUUUAGAUACGCAAAAUACUCAUCUUCUUACAAAAAAAAAAAAAAAAGCCGCUGAAAUACAAUUCACAAUAUGGCUGCUACUAAUAGGGUCUUUGUUGCCGUUAUAGGCGCUGGAGGCGUUGGCAAAGCCUUCCUUUCUCAACUCGAGGCACUCUCGAAGAGACGACCGACACCCAAGCUGAGUCUCUGCUACAUCUCCACUAGCAAAAGGGCUCUUUUUAGCGACGAUUAUUCUUCUAUCGGUAUCGACAAUGCCAUCCAAGAACUCACCAACUCCGAUAAGGCCCCCAUGGUCUUGCCUCGUCUAGCCGACUAUCUGGUUGCAGCUCCGUCCAAAGUCAUUCUCGUUGACAACACCAGCUCCCAAGAUGUAGCCGACACCUACCCUCUCUUCCUCAGUCGCGGUAUCAGCAUUGUUACACCCAACAAGAAGGCCUUUUCAGGAUCGUACAAGUUAUGGCAGGAUAUCUUCACGGCUGCUGCAACAUCUGGAGCCAAGGUAUACCACGAGUCUUCUGUCGGUGCUGGUCUUCCAGUCAUCUCCACCCUCAAAGACCUAGUGGAAACCGGUGACGAGGUGACCAAGAUUGAGGGUGUAUUCAGCGGUACCAUGUCCUUCCUCUUCAACUCGUUCGCCCCUGUUGAGGGUUCCGGUGGCCAAUGGUCUGCCGAAGUCACGAAGGCGAAGGAGCUGGGAUACACUGAACCGGAUCCUCGGGACGAUCUAAACGGCCUCGAUGUGGCUAGGAAGCUAACUAUACUUGCGCGAUUGGCUGGGUUGCCCAUCGAAUCACCCACUUCUUUCCCCGUACAAAGCCUGAUUCCGAAGGAGUUGGAUUCCGUCUCCAGUGGCGACGAGUUUUUGCAGAGACUUCCGGAAUUCGACUCUCAAAUGGAGGAGACCAAGGCUGAGGCUCAAAAGCAAGGCAAAGUUGUACGAUUCGUGGGUAGUAUUGAUGUAGCUACGAAGGCUGUCAAGGUCGGCCUUGAGAUGUUCGACAGAUCGCACCCGAUCGCAGCGCUCAAAGGAAGCGACAACAUCAUUAAUUUCUAUACCAAGAGGUAUGGAGCAAGCCCACUCAUCAUACAAGGCAGUGGUGCUGGGGGCGAAGUGACGGCCAUGGGAGUCACCAGCGACCUGAUCAAAGUACUGUCUCAAAUCUCGUAAUUAAAAUUUCGAGUAUUAAAAAUGAAAGUAUUAUCAAUGAUCUAUUUUUGCAUUAUUCUUGAAUUCUAUGUUGUCGCCCUAGCAGCCAAAAUGUUAAGACGUUGCUCGUUAGUCGCCGGUCUGUCCCAAGUAAACAUUGCGCCUCUGACUCGUGACCGGGUUAGUGGAUAGGGCUGUCGCGGAACUGGUUCCGUUGGGCGACACCGUUGGGUUGGUUCUUUGCUCUUUAGUCUCGAUCGUGAUGUGAUUUGGUUGGGCUUCGUCUGUCGGCUGGAGUUGGAUUAAUCGCCAAAUCCAUAGACAGAAAUCGAAAAUGAUGAGGCCAAAGAGAGGGCCAACAAAGGCGAAGCUUGCUAAUUU
Messenger RNA from Hypoxylon fragiforme, 1610 nucleotides. RefSeq names its product homoserine dehydrogenase-domain-containing protein. The transcript is spliced from 2 exons. The coding region runs from base 153 to 1250 and encodes 365 amino acids. The record is from RefSeq and is a predicted model, not a curated record. NCBI's taxonomy places the organism in Eukaryota, Fungi, Ascomycota, Sordariomycetes, Xylariales, Hypoxylaceae. Gene Ontology annotation, molecular function: aspartate kinase activity; homoserine dehydrogenase activity; NADP binding. Gene Ontology annotation, biological process: L-homoserine biosynthetic process; aspartate family amino acid biosynthetic process.